Molecule: messenger RNA, 1449 nt
Organism: Branchiostoma belcheri (Belcher's lancelet)
Lineage: Eukaryota; Metazoa; Chordata; Leptocardii; Amphioxiformes; Branchiostomatidae
Product: golgin-45-like
Exons: 2
Coding region: 1-915 (304 amino acids)
Biological process (GO): Golgi to plasma membrane protein transport; Golgi organization
Cellular component (GO): Golgi membrane
Source: RefSeq, a predicted model, not a curated record
AUGGAGUCGGCACCAUUUGCGUUUGUGAAGCCACAGGCUCAUUCAUCCCAGAGCAAGAAAACAACAAGGACACAUGGUGGUGGUGGGAAGGACUCGACACUCAACGCCAUGAGACGCUCUCAGCUCAGCAGAACCAGGAGUGAGACGAGGAUUUUUGGUCAAGUUCAAGGGUUUCAAAAACCGAAACUGAACGAUGUUCCCCUCAGCAGUGCCAAAAUCACCCAGUUCAAAGCCAUGGAAGAAAGGGGAAGCAGCGACUUGCAGUAUCAGUUUGAGAGGAUGGCCAGGGAAAAGGCACAGCUCUCCGUGGACCACGACAACCUUGUACAACAAUAUGCAGACCUGUCAGAGGAGGUGGAAAGGCUGUCCAUCCAGUGUGACGUGUGGAGGAGCAAGUUCCUGGGGAGCAGGACACAGGUCAGCCAGCUGAUCGACCUGAGGAACGCCAUCUACCAACAGUUUGGAAAAGCGCAGGCAGCCAUCGACAAUGUCAUGAAGGAGAGAGCACCUAUCAGGAAGGAGAUGGUGGAGACAUACCGGCUGCUGGACCAACUGGUGAAGGCGCUACGCUGGGGAAAGCCACAACCGCUUCAACAGGCUGCAAACCCAAGGAACAUGAAGGAACUUGUUCAAGCUAACCACCGGCUGGUCUCAGCCGUAUCUGCACAGCUGCUAGGGAACAUAAAGCCAAUGAACUCUGCAAACCAAGAAACAGUGGAAAGUGGCAUUGGUCUAACAAAUGCAGAGGCUGCUGCGACACAGGUGCUGAAUAUGAACUUUGACCUCCAAUUACUUAGCCCAGAAAGUGCGGCUCCAGUUGGGAAGAUGAGUGGUCGCUUCCAUCCACAACAUAAGUAUGAGGAGAUCACUGUGAACUGUUGCAACAAAUGCAAGGGAGAAAUCAAAGUAGUCUAAGCAAUGUUGGGAACAGUUUUCUGCUACAAAAAAAAAUGUACAUUUUCUAGAGACUGCAGGUUUGCUAAAUACAGUAAGGUAGCCUCAGAAAUUGUAUGUGCUGCCAAGGAAAUACUUCUUUUUUGCGUGUUAUAUAUUGACAACUGUUAGCAAGUUCUCUUUACUGCUUUUUGUAUUUAUAAAUGUAUCAAUAAAAGUAAGUGGGCCAUAGAAGCUAUUUCAGUAUUAAGGGGAAUAUGCAAUAUGAUGUAUUGAAAACAUUUUGUUGCUUAUCCUGGCCUUCUGCUAAUGUGAAACAUGUAACGUUAACUAUAUACUUUUUGUUGCUCAGUUCUUAGCCAUGAACAAGUUUAUCACGUUACUAGCCCUGUUUUAUAAGGAAAACAUUCACUUUAUUCACUUCUAGAUCUGAGUUAUACAUGUAUGAUUGAGAGGUAGAGCUAGACCAGUUUUCAACAUAUAUGAAUUACAGUUUUGUUGCUGGCAGUCCACCUUUUUGUAAACAGAAAAUACAUGUACAACUUUUUCCAUUCA